Messenger RNA from Vanrija pseudolonga, 1278 nucleotides. RefSeq lists its product as uncharacterized. The coding region runs from base 1 to 1278 and encodes 425 amino acids. The transcript has 4 exons. NCBI's taxonomy places the organism in Eukaryota, Fungi, Basidiomycota, Tremellomycetes, Trichosporonales, Trichosporonaceae. The record is from RefSeq and is a predicted model, not a curated record.
AUGACCGGGCACAAGGAGACUUCUUUCGCCACCGACCUCGCUGUCAAGACCGACUCGGCUCUCACUGCCGAGCAGGCUCCCAACACCGAGCACGGUGUUGAGGUUGACAACAAGGCUGUCGCCGCUGACUCGGCUGUCAACAGCGAGCACACCGCUGCUGUCGUUGACACCGAGGCUGUCGCUACCGACUCGGCUGCGACCACCGAGGCGGUUGUCACCGACGGUGAGGCUACUGCCGUCGGCGACGCGACUGUCGCCACCGAGGCCACUGGCACCACCAGGGUCAUCAAGACCCGCCCCACCCUCCAGGAGCUCCUCGACGCCGGCGCCCCUGCCUACAUUGCCACCUUCAGCAUCGACAACCCUGACGCUGCGUACGCUGCGGACUUCAAGAUGUACACCAAGAGUGCUGCCUUUGCCGUCGUGUUCAUCGAGGACAACGUCACCACCAACCCCUCGGAGGACCCCAGCGACCGCUACAACGACAUCGUCACCCGCCUCUUCUCCUCUGCCGAGGAUCACUGGCCCGAGUUCAUUCCGGUUGACGAGGCUACUACCAAGAUCAUGAACGUCCACACUCACAACCGCCCCGCCGUCGCCGACGGGGCGGUCUACGUGCCUGUCCUCGCGGCGUUUGCGAACCACAAGAACCCCGAGACCACCGGCGUCAACAUCGACAAGUGGGAGCUCCUCCUUGUCAAGUACCUCGUCAUCCUCACCAAGGUUUACAAGGGUCGCGGCAUCGCUGCGGCGCACGCCGACGGCGCCCUCGACGACUACCUCCCCGCCCUCGAGGCUAUGGUCGCCGGCCAGCCCCACCCCGACAUCAAGACCAUCAAGCACAUCCUUGCCGACUACUUCAAGGAGCCCCUCAUUGCCGUGCGCCGUGCCAUCAUCCAGGAGUGCUUCAGCCCUGCUAUGCGCCACUGGGCUCUCGACCACAUCGUCCUCCCCCCCGACUCCCCCGCCCCUUCUGCGGAGUCGUCGGCUUCCACCGCCACCGCCGGCCAGGGUGACAACCAGGAGGCCAAGGGCAAUGGCGAGGCCGAGGCCAUUAUCAAGGACAACGCUGAGGAGGCCACCAAGGCUCACGCUGAGGCGGCGACCAAGGAGAAGGCCGAAGCCACCACCAAGGUCAACGCCGACGCCGAGGUCGUUACCGAGGCCGGCCAGGCCAAGGCGGCGACCAAGUGGAAGGGCAAGGGCAAGGCCAAGGACCAGGGUGAGCAGAUGACCGAGCAGCAGGCUGAGCCCGCUGCCGGCCAGGCUGAGCACUAG